ACUAGCAGCUAAAAGAGGAAGUGCGAUUUCCAUGUGAAUAAAAGCAGCGACAUUGAGCCAGUAGUAUACUGACCCCUAGCCAGUAUAAUCAUAUCCAUCCGCUAAAUGUAACAAUAAACGUUUAUCAUAUAUACAUCUGGAAAAUAACAGUUUAAAUUAUUCAUGUUAUUAUAGUGAAAUGUAAAAAUCGCCGAAAAUCUUUCUGAAAACUAUAAAAAUUUCACAGUACUACUUUCCUGCGCAUUGAAUGUGAACCCGGUAUGUAUGUGACGAGGCAUUUUAUUGCUUCCGUUCCGUGUUAAAUCUAGAGCGAAGAUGUCUGACUGCUGCUAGUCGCGAAGGCGAGAACCUGUGUGCUCAACUUUUUUUUUAUUUGACGUUUGAAAGAUGGAAAAACUUGAAGAAAAUGGAUAAUAGGCCUAAAGACUAAGGAAGUAUUUUAUACCGACAGCCUUCAUUCAUGAUGGAGGAUAGGUUUUCUGAUGAAAAUAAUCGAUGUAUUCAUUCACAAUUUUGGAAUGGAGUCAUAAAACAAGGACUAGGAAGGGAGUCAAUGGUACGAGUCAAAGCUCAGGUGAUGAUUCCGACUGAUGGUAUGUGGGUACCACUUGACGGAGGACUUAGCACUGUUGGGAUUUAUAAGCAUGUGUAUGAAGACUCAAGGAAAUUUGAAUAUUGGGUUAGGGCAACACAAAAUACAGAUCUAUGUGGAACUAUUGUUGUUGAUUGUCAGAUAAAAAAAGACCUACGCUACGUCAAGCCAUCACCCAUAUUCCAUCACUGGCUAACAGACAAUAAGAAAUUUGGAUUGGUCUAUAACAACACGUAUGAUGCAAAGGCCUUUGAUAGAGGAAUACAAAGAGCAGUGGAGGAGCUUAUGGAUGGUUCUUCAACAGAGUCGUCAACAAAUCAGGUGACAGAUAAUGAACUUGGUGAUGAUGAUGUGUUUGUCCCUGUUGAACCUUUGUUAUCACCAAGUCCCAUCCAUGACUACCAAAAUACACCACCACUAUUUGCGUCACGUCCAUUGGACAGUUACACAAGUACACUAAAAAAUGUUAUUACGCAACCUCCUCGCAGUGACGGUAACCAGUACGAAUAUUUACAUAGAGUGCAUUAUCUGCCAAGGCGGAUGGUCAAGAAAGAGGUAUGGGUCAAAAGUCACCCCGAAUGGCAGUCAGUACGUGAUCAGCCAUGUAAAGUUUCAAGUGGACCAAAGGAUUCUUAUGUACAAUUUGUCAAAAAUUGUCCAAGUAGACAUGACUACAGUUACCCAACCUUGAAUACAUCAAAGUUUAGUGAAAGGCAUCCUAUUGCAACACAACCAAAAAACUCAUUACCACCGUUAUUGCCAGAUAAAAACUUCAAAGUUGACCCCAAAGUUCGACAAGAACGAUGUGUCCAUUGUUUGAAUGUGUUUGAUCCACGUCAAAAUCGAAGAGGACAGUGUCAAUAUGCCCCGGACAGUACGUUGCACUGUAUAGAGAAGUUGACAUGUUAUUGCCUUGCUGAAGGCUUGCAGUAUCACUGCUGCUCCGACGGGGAAAAUGACUAUAGCGAAGGCUGUUCAUGUGAUCCGAGGCAAGAUGGAUUUUGUAAAAAAUGGACUGCCCUUUCGGCAAUAUCACUAUGCCUACCUUGUCUCUUCUGUUAUCUACCGCUGAGGGCGUGCCAUAAGGUUGGUGUAAAAUGUGGUGUAUGUGGAGGCAAGCAUGUAGCUGUAUGACAAAAUAUGCAAACAAAUAUGUAGAUAUAAUCAGGGAGCUAAACAGAAGGAUUUGACAGUUUGAGAAAGAUGUCUCAUUAAGUAUUUCAUGAAUUGUCUACUUAUUGGUUCUGCUUACAACUGUACCUGGAGACAGGAUUGAAUCACAACAUCCUAAUUAUGGCUGACUUUAUUGGAUGAGGUACUGCCAUUGACUGAAUUCCCAUCAUCUGAGUAUGUUUGUGUGUGCGCGAGUGCCUGUGUCUCUAAGUUUGUGAGUGUGUGCAUGUGGGUAUGUUUGUUCCUACAUUAAUUAAAAAAAAUACCAUUGUGUACAAGAGUAUGUGAAUAUUGGAUGCAAGGUUUUAGUUACAAUGUUGUUGCACUUGUAUUACAACUGUAAUUAGUGGUUGAAACUAUCAUAAUAAGCAAAUAUUUUAGAUUUUAUCAUGUAUUUAUCCUUCUGCAGGUUAAAAGUUGGGUUAAGGACACAGAAGUAUUCUCUUUGAGAUUGAAAUUUUAUUGAGGUGUUUCUACAAAAAAAAAAGAAAUUAAAUUUAACUGAAUCAAUUAUUAUAAAUUGUAUUAAUGUUAAUAAUAUCUUUGUUUAGUCUAUCCAAAUGUAAUGCUUUAAGUACUGAAUGCUAUGGAGGCCCUCUUGUGUCGGGUCACCUCCAUUGUAGGUCUUCCAGGUUUUUGAUUGCAUUUUGGCCCUCAGUGACCGUUCAACACAUGAAUGAUAUUAUCAUUCUUAUAAUAUAUAGUAUACAUAUUAUUUGUUUCUUUAGGUAGAUUAGAAUAUCACUUAUUACCAUAAUUUAAAAAUUAAAUUUCUAGAUAUAAAUUACUGAAUUAAGCAAACAGAGCUUGUGGCAAAAUUGCAGUAAUUUUAAUUGUUUAUAAUUUCUUGGAUUUCCAGAUACAUUAUGUGCUGUUCCUACCAAGUCAUUUCUUAUGUAAUUCUUAAAGGAAUUGGCCAGCUAUUUGAAGCCAUGUUGAAGGCCACACACAACUUUGGCUUCCCUUCAACUUUCCGUCAUGCCUUAUUUAGUUAUCAUGUAGAAACUAAGUUAUCAAAAACCUAGGCUGACUCAUUAGCUUAGUGCCUUUUACAAAAGCAUUAGUUUCCUCAGUUGAAACGUAAUCAAAGUUUCCACACUGAAUUCCACACCUUCAGUGAUUUGUGCCUCUUAAUGAACAGACAAACCAAGACUGCAUAGGAAACACCAUUGUCGAUUCCUCAUUUGUGAAGGCUGUAAAAGUAUUCAACAGAUAAAUACACAUACUGUAGUGCAUAGUACCUAUUAUAUGAAUAUACCUACAUUUGCAUAUAAAUAUGUUAAUGUGCUUCCAUCCAUGUGCAUGCAUAUGUAUGUGCACAUGUGUGUUGUAUACAGAUACACAUUCCUGUGCAGAGAGUUCCAAGUUGAAGCAAGCAUGUCUACUUGCUUGCUUACAGUACAUGCAUCAUACUACUCAUGCAUACUUAUAUAAAUGCAUCACUCUACAUACAAUAUGUUUUAUAAAUACUACACGCCAAUGCCAUAUAUCUACAUAAUUAUAUAUGGUGUAAUACAUAGAAUCAGCAUGGAUGCCGCCAUGCACACAUAUGGAACUAAGAAAGAUCUGGAAUGCAAACCUAUGCAAUGAUAUCUGGAAAACAGAUCUCAAUUUUAUGAUUUAGUGCAUAUUGCAUUGUGUAUGUAUGUACAUACAUAACUGCUACCAAAUACUGCCAUGUAUUCAGCACACAGACUCCAUUAUGAUAUGUUUAGCUAGUGUAGGACAGGCUUCAGAUUUGUUGAGCUUUACACUAUAUCAUGCCAAAGAACCAAUAUAAACUGUAGUGUCAACGAAUGCCCUGAAAUAUAUACAUGUAGUAGGAAGAGUUUAGUGAACUUUCAUUAUUGUUGGAAAAUAGAUUUGGAGUUUAGAUAUGAAAUUUUGAGAUAUCUUUGAUGCAUGGGACAACUCAAGGAAUUGAUUUUUUCAGUGUUUUUAUUUGUAUACAGUAGAAUUGUUUGUCAUUUAUUAUACCUAUGUUGGCAUUUUUGUGUAGUCCAAAUUAGCCAUUAUAUUUGAUAUGCCAACAAGUCUUUCUAACCUGAAAAAUCAGGUUCUAUUCAACAUUUGGGAUUGUUUUUAUUUUCCAAAUCUCUAGUUUGAUUUUCUUUUUUCCCCUCUAAAUGUUCCAAACAAACAGUAAAUCUGAAAAUACAGUAGAAUAUUGUUCAAAGAUACAGUAUAUAUGUUAUAGUGGACCGGUUUAUUUAUUUGUUUAAAUAUGCAUAAAGAAAUAUUGACACCUCUUUUCCAUGCUUCAUCCAAAAGUUAGACAUUGACACGGUGCUUCGGUUAUGUGAUUUUUAAUGGGUUAUAAACUUCAAGAUGACAGUCUAGGUCUACUACUACUACUACUGACUAGAUGCCUAUGUCAAGUUUUAUGCCUAUUUUUUAAAAUAUGUAUGAUAGGUGCAU
Anneissia japonica is the source of this 4183-nucleotide messenger RNA. Its product is annotated as sprouty-related, EVH1 domain-containing protein 2-like. Gene Ontology annotation, biological process: negative regulation of MAPK cascade; multicellular organism development. Gene Ontology annotation, cellular component: membrane. The transcript is spliced from 6 exons. The record is from RefSeq and is a predicted model, not a curated record. Lineage: Eukaryota; Metazoa; Echinodermata; Crinoidea; Comatulida; Comatulidae. Gene Ontology annotation, molecular function: protein kinase binding. Bases 461 to 1726 code for a protein of 421 amino acids.